Messenger RNA from Cyprinodon variegatus (sheepshead minnow), 5020 nucleotides. RefSeq names its product thymocyte selection associated family member 2 (gene themis2). Lineage: Eukaryota; Metazoa; Chordata; Actinopteri; Cyprinodontiformes; Cyprinodontidae. Bases 88 to 2202 code for a protein of 704 amino acids. Gene Ontology annotation, biological process: T cell receptor signaling pathway. The transcript has 7 exons. The record is from RefSeq and is a predicted model, not a curated record.
AGCAACAUUAUUUUAAAAAAUGCUGAAUUUUAAUGGAAGUUUAAAUAUAGGAUGGUGAUUAUGUUAUUUUCUGCUCAGUGAACAGCAAUGGCAGGCACCAUUGCUUUGCCGCUUCAAGAAUUCAUUGCCUCACUGGACAAUGCCAGCUUGCCAAAAAUUUUGCAAGUUUGUUCUGGAGUUUAUUUUCAAGGUUCGAUAUAUGAAAUUUCUGGAAGUGAAGUGUGUUUUUCGACUGGGGAUCUCGUAAAGGUCAUUGGCAUUGAACUGCAGUCUGUUUCCUGUGAAGACGUCAUUAAAAAUGAAACGUUUGAGUUGCCGAUCACUCACACAGGACUCUUCAAAGUGGUCCCCGAGCAGAUGCCAUACUCUUCUGUUGAGGAGAUGUUAAGCCUGAGGCCCGUCUGCCUCGAUGACUCCCUUCCUUUUACCUUCACCAGCCAUACCAAGAUGACCUUCGGCAGUCUCACGUUGGGGGCAGGCAAAGCCCUGACUGUGCUCUCCAUCCAGAGGCAUGAGGGCAAAGAGGAUAUGGUGCGUUGCCAUGUAAGAGGGGAAACGGAGGCCUCGGCCGAAGUCUGCAUUCCUCUGUCGUCUCGAGGGGAGUUUUACGAAUGCGAGAGUGAGGAAUGCUACACUCUUAAGGAGAUCAUGUCUUCACCUUGCCUUCGCAUUCGAAGGUUUCGCUUUGUUAAGACCACCAAGUGUGAGCGAAUCCUUGUCUUCAGUCCAAUCUACCAGGUCCAGGCCAUCAUGAACUUGAGAAAGAACGUGUUGAGGUUUCCGUCCAGCCUAGAGGUGGAUGUUGUUGAUGUCACUGAUGUGUGUAAAGACGUAAACUUCGUGACCCCUCUAAGCCUGACAGAGGUCCUGUCGCAGCCGGACAAUUCAUUCCCUGUAGUGGCAGAGAUAUUGGAAGAGCCUCAGAGCCGCUCUUUCUUUAAGUGUGCCUGGCUACCAGGGCUUGUCAAGAGCACCAACUUGGUCUUGCACAAGAAAGGAACUACACCUAUGGUCCUGAUGUCCAGCUUGAAGGGCCGGAAGAAUCAGCAGUACUUCCUUGUUUCCCAGCAGUAUGGUGGAAAGUUUCGAAGGCGUCCAAGAGAGUUCAACUCAGUUUACGAGCUGUAUGUUGCUUCAACCCAGACACAGGGACUCACGGUGAGCGUGACAAGGAACUGUGAAGAAGUGGAGGAGGAGGGUAUGCCAGACCUCAGCAUUGGGGAGAAGCUUAAGAUUGUGAGCUGCACUAGAAUGGAGUUACCUGGUGAAAACAUCAAAGGGCAGAGGCAGUCUGUGGAGGCUCUUUUGUGUCAUCGUCUCCAAGAGCCAGAAGAUGAGGAUGAGGAUGAGGAGGAAGAGAAUACACAAAAGGAUAAACAGGAGGAGGAAAAAGAGGAGGUCUUACUGCCUCUUUACAUGCAGGGUCACUUUGUAGAGAUUCUCAGCGAAAACAAAAAGUAUAAACUCAGUGAUUUGGGAAAGGAGUUCAGUUUGCCACUGGACGUCAAAGUGGUGAGUCGAGACACUGAACUAGAGACGGAUCCACUAUUCGGAUCUUCUUGUCUAAGAAUCGAGGGGGCAAUGUUGGAGCCCAGUAUCCAGGCAAGCUUUCAAGAUCGACCGGACCACUGUUUCCACAUCCUGCCCCAGUGGCUUUCUAUGUCUGUCUCUUUCACACAGGAGCCCCUACCAUGGGCUCAGGACAAUUGCCCAAAGUGUUUCAUAGAAAAGGUUAGUGAGGUGACAGACACAUUCUUUUAUGAUUUUCGCAAAAAGGAUAACUCGGACGAGGCUCCUCCCCCUCGACCACCAAAACGAGAUCUGUCAUCGUCAAACUUGGUCAAAAAAACAGCUAAAUCUACCAAAAAAUCUGCAAAUCCAAAGAAAAAGAAGGAUAAAACCAUCCCAACAGAGAAGUUGAACGAUUUAACACUGAAUCAAAAGAAAAGGCCUCCAGCUCCCCCUCCUCCAGAGGUCCUAAACGAUGACCUCCCUCCUCCUGUUGUACCAAGAAAGUGCUCAACUGCAGAUAAAACAAGCAAGGCCCUUCCAAACACUUAUGUAAAGAUACAUCAAACCAUAGUAAAGGAGCACCUUGAUGACGCGCCUGCAGACGUGGAAAGUGACCAUGACUACGAAACUUUGGAUGAGACUUUAGUAACUAUGGUUAAAACUGCACAAGAAAGUGUGAUGUUCUAUUAACAGGAAAAGCCAUUUUGUAACUUUAAUGUGAGUUUAAUCUAACAAUAUUAUCUUGAAUGUGGGCACGGAGUGCUGAAAUCAGAAGAAGCUAAAUUAGAACCGUAGAGUCUAGUUUAGAAGAAACAAACUGUCUAUAAAUAUUUACAUUGUGCUCAAACUCCUCAGGCUUUAGUAAAACAUUAGCACAGAAAAAAAAUGUACUGUUACUAUGGUGACUAGUAUUGUUAGAAAGUACUUGUACUUCAAUUAUUUGUCUGUCGAGGUUGUCAAUGCUACUUCCUCAAUUUCCUCUGUGCUCCAUCAUUGAAAAGCUUUUUUAUUUUUCACGGCAGAUGUUUUUAUUUAAAAAAAGCACAGAAAGCGCCGGCGGAUGGAUUCGAGUUGCCAAGUCUUUUUUUUUUUAAGUGCGACUUUAGCUUAGCUGCUACACCAAUAAUGCAAACUAGCAAUACCACUGACAGCUGAACUCAAAAACACUGAAUAUCUCUUCAUCAUUUGCACCUGUUGCCUGAUAAAGGGGUGGGGGAUACCAGGCAGCAAACAAAUGCGGUGAAAGCAGGAAGAGAAUAGGGUGACUGAAAGGAUCUGAUAGAGUUCAAAAGGGCUAAACUGCAUCUAUAUAUGUUCAUUAAUGUCCAGCUGGCACCAAAGCUGAUUAAUUCAUAAAGGAGCAAAUACUGGCACAUGUGCAUUGGUAUCUUUCAUAGUUUUUUAAUAUAAUGUGUCACAUUAUAACCUCUAAACACAAGUACAUUGUAGGCUUUAUGUGGCCAACACAAAAGACAGCUUCAUCUUAAAGCUGGAAAAUUAAACAGUUAUUUGUAAAAAAGAAUUGAAAGGGUGUAGUAUGCAUCUGUAUUUACGCCUUGCAUUAAUAUCUUAAAACAUAGAGGCUGGUUCCAGGUGUGGACAAGCAGUCUGUGGGGCGCAGUGUAAUUGCCAGGGGUGUGUUGGAAAUUAAUUGAAUAGAUUUUCCAUUUUGAAAGUGUUCUCAACAAAUUGAACGAUAAAAUAAACAGUUAAACCUAAAAUAAUUACAAUUAGGGUAUAUAGGUGGUUGCUUUGUGAUUUAAAGGAGAUUGUGGUUUAUUUUGAUGUUUUUGUUUAAUGAACUGUCAUUGGCUUUUCCUUUGUUUAACUGUUAAAAUGGUUAACAGGUGGAGGGGGUGUGGAUACCUUAUAAACCAAAGUGGUUUAGGGACCACUGCCUUAAAAAAAUCCUAAUUUCUUUGCAGUUACAGCUGCAGGAGUAUGUCUAACAGCUUAUCAGGGACAUGUCUAUUAUUCUCUGAAGACUGCUUUCAGGUCUUUUGUAAACUAUUAUUAUUUAUGCAAAACGUGAGCAUUUGUUUUUAAUUUCAGUUCGAGAUAAAAUAUGUUCUGACCUACAUAGGACUUUUAAUAGGCUUUAAUUUGUGGGUCCUUAUCCUGCUAGGGGUUGAACCGACAUCAAAACCUCAGGGGUUUUGCAGCUAGCGUUUUUAUAACUGCUUGGUUUGUAAGCAGAGUUACAGAAUUCAUAGAGUAUGUAUAAUUUAAAUUACAUUUCAUGGCACCUGUUUUCUUUUCAUGCUUCCUGCACGUUUUGGGUUUAGCUCAAAGGUUGGAGCGGGAGGCAUGUGUUCUGAAGAGGGCUUCAAGAAUGUGGGUCAAAACCCACUGUAUGCCACUCCGGUACUCUUAACAAGAUCCUUAGUACAGUGUGGAAGACCUUUUUGAUUUUUUUUUUAUAUAUACCAGAAGCUUGAAUAUUCUGUAUUUUGAAUACUUAGGAAAUUUGUAGUUAAACCACAUCCUGCAAAGAUAAACUCUCCAGGGUAGAGUCUAAUGGAACAGACAACCUUUAAACCACAAGUCUUUGUAGUUGAAGAGCUGCUUGAAGACGUCUGUGUGAAAAAUUAAUAGUAGGGGGUAGGUGAUGAUGAAAUGGACUGAGCCAAAGAGAGGUUCGAGACGCCAAAUUUAGGUAUCAAGUAUCCCCUAGCUAAAUUCGGGUGGACCAAUUUUAAAACCUUGACCUUAAAAAAGGAUGCUUAUCGACAUGUUUUCACAUGAUAAAAAAAAAAAAAAGAUAAAUACAGUCACUCUUCACUUCUAAAGGGUACCUCAGCUUUUUAAUACUUGGAAUACUUUUUUUUCCUUUUCUUUACAAGUCAGUCUGCUGUGAAGCAGGCUUGUAUUAGUAGCCAGGUUACUACAAUCAAACCUAAAAAUAUUAUCCUUUGAGGAUGUUGAAUUAACUAUAUGGUGUAUAUAUUGCAAAGGCUGUUUUUCGUAGUUUACAGUUUCUAUAUUGUGCAAUACUAGGGAGUUACCUAGUGUAUAUAUGUUUAGGGUCAUAGCAACUGCACAAUGAUAUAAAGAAAAUAUGACUUCUUUUAAAAGACGCGCUACUGUCACUUGGUUUGGGGAAGGAUUGCAUUUCCCUAAAAAGGCGUCUAUUUUGACUUGGCUACAGUGGCUAGGCAAACUAAACAAAGUCAGAGGAGAAACUAAACCUAUUUAAACUUGCCCUCCAACCACAUUGAUCUAUGAAUACAUGUUUUUUUUUUUUGACUAAAUAUAUUCAAACUAUAUGGUAUAAUUUCAUCAAGUGCUACAAAGCCCAUUUAUGCUUCAUCAAAACCCUUUGUGCAUGUUUGCGUCCUGCGAAACAUGCAAUCCUGAGAUUCAAAUUAAUGCUUGUGGUUAAGGCUAAAGUAAUAAAAUAUGCAUGAAACGUAUCAUAAAAUGUUAUAAAUUUGCACAAAUGUCAUGAAACCAAGCUGAACCUUUCAUGCAAUAAAAUGGUACAAAGUACAAUGAUAUUUGUCGUGUC